GGUCAACAAACUGGAAAAUCAUACUAGAGACUUCUAGAUGAUUCUGUCUGCAGUAGUUCCCACUGAAUUAUACUAGCAAACUCUUUCUGGGAUUACUGAACUCUAUUGCCUUCCAGAAUGAUCUCGACUGUCUCCAUACUCUUGAGUUCCGCUCUCUGGUCACCCAUCCCUUCCUUCACUUCUUACAGGGGAUUAUACUGAAGAUUCAGGGGGUUGAAGGAUUAGCCAAGGCAGAUUAAAGUGGCUAUCCUCAACCUGGUAAUCCAGCCAUCUGUCAGAAAGCAGUCAGGCAGCAUUGGGCUGCAGGGUGUGAUUUGUCUCCCUUCUUCAGCUUGCUAAUUAACACUGGCAAGGACCAGCUCUCACAGGCUACAGGACAUCAGGACUGUUUUAAUAAAGAAACACUCUUCUAAAGAAUUUAAAAUGCAAGAGGCGUAUUUGCUUGACCAUCCUGGAGUAAAAAAGAAGAUUUUGCAUGGAGGUCAAGGACCAUUGCCACAUUUUCCGAAGGGAACCAAGCUGGUGUUCCACUUUCAGACUCUGUUGGACAACUUUGAAAGAACAGUGAUUGACGACAGUCGCAAAAAUAAGCGUCCCACAGAGAUUUUCGUAGGGAAGAUGUUCAAAAUGGAGGUGUGGGAGGUGCUCUUAACCUCCAUGAGGAUUGGAGAGGUGGCGGAGUUUUGGUGUGAUGCUAUACACACAGGUCUCUAUCCCAUGGUGUCAAAAGGGAUGCGACUGGCAGCUCAAGGAAAGGACCCUCUCGAGGGCCAAACACACACGUGUGGCAUGGGAAACUUGUUUCACUACCAUUCGACAGGCUUUCCAGAGCUUGAUGAGCUAAUGAGGACACCUCAGCCUCUAAUCUUCAUCAUGGAACUAAUCUCGGUGGGUCAGGUGUAUUCACACAGUGCAAGAAAACAAGCAAAUAUAUGCACACACCACUGCACAACAACACUCUCAUACACUCAUUCUAGUUCCACUCCUCCACCUCCAACAGAUUUCUCACUGCAACCCAAACAGAGCGUAACAAUGUUACACAAUCAAGUGCUACACGCCAGAAAAGAAAUGCUGUUCCCAAUUCUCAGACCAUGUUUUCAAUCCUCAACCAAGCGAGACGAGCACGCUCCAAUUCUCUGUCUACCUCAGGUGGGCGACCCGCUCUCUUACCAGCGGGAGUCUUGGAUGAUGGAGAAGGAUGAGAAGCUAAAGGUCGUGCCCUCGCUACAUCUUUUGGGCAACGCUCUGGUCAAGCAGGGUCGGUUCCGUGAAGCUGCAGAAAAGUACCAGGAGGCUGUGGUUCUGCUGCGAACAGUUCAAUCCAGGGAGAUGCCUGGAGAUGAAGACUACAUUAAUCUGGACAGGCUUAUCAUUCCUCUUGUACUGAACUACUGCCAGUGCAUGUUAGAGCUGGAGGAAUAUUAUGAAGUCAUAGAACAUACAACAGAACUCCUGGACAAACACAAAGACUGUGUCAAGGCCUACUACAAGCGAGCGAAGGCCUAUGCGGCUGUGUGGAGCGAGAGGGAGGCCAAGAGAGACUUCCAGAUGGUGGCCAACCUAGACAUCACACUGUCUCGAUUGGUGCAAAGAGAACUCAGUCUUCUCUCUGAGAGAAUGAAGGAAAAAUACUGGGAGGAUAAAGAAAGGUACUGGAAGAUCCUGGAAGACAGAGAAAAGGAACCAGAGAAGGAGGACAUCUCUGAGAUGGAUGCAAAAGAGGAAAGCAGAGGGGAACAUUCUCAGUCCCCUGAAGAGGUCAAAGAUGCUGAGGAGGGAAAGAAUCCAUCUGUAGCAGAGGAAAACAAGCUUGACACCAAAAGUGAGGAGUCGGCAGCGGAGGCCAAUCACAGGAUAACAGCUCUGACCGAGGGCAAGGACUGGCAGCAGAUGCUACGGCUAAUUAUGCUGCUCCAAGACGAAGGCAAUUUCAAUGUGAAAGAGCAUAAAUACACUGAGGCGUCUGCUAAGUUCAAGGAGGCUCUGGAGUAUGUAGACCAUCUCCAAACUAAGGUGGAACAUAAAGGAGAAGACUGGGAAUCUCUAGAGAAAGUCCGUCUGCCACUCUGUCUAAACCUCAGUCAGUGUAAGCUGGAGCUUGGGGAAUAUCAAGAAGUGGUGGAUCUCAAUUCUAAACUGCUGAAGAAACAUAAAGACAAUAUGAAAGCUGUGUACCAGCGGGCCCAAGCUCACGCUGCAUUAUGUAACGAAGACGAGGCCCACAGGGAUUACAAUAGGGUCAUGCAACUGGAUCCCAGAUUCAAACCUACCAUCAAACAGGAGAUUAAGAAGAUGGGUGAGAACAUGAGAGUGAAGUGUGUCAAUGAAAACAAAAACUACUGGACAAGCACUCAGGAGAAGUGGGAAAAGAAGGCGCAGGCCAAGAGAGGAAAGAAGAUGAAGAAAGGAGUGACAUGGGCGGAUGAGAGUAAACUGUUGGGAAGGCAUGAUGAAGGACAACUGGCAAGAUCUGGCUGCGGUGACAAAUCAGAAGAGAGCUGCAGUGUCAAAGCAGGUAAUAAAGAUGAAGGACAGGAUGAGAAGAAAAACUGCGAGAACAAAAAGGACCAGAGCUCUCUGACCCUGAAAGAAGCAAAAGAAAAAACUGUGGCUUUAGAUAAAGACAGGGAUUCAGUCCAAAGCAGUGUGUUGGGAGAUAGUACACAGAGAUCACAGACAGAUAGUUGGGCCACUGAAACUCUAAUGACCAAUGACAUUACAAAGAAAAAUGAUGGCCAGGAUGAGAUCACAGAUGAAAAACAAGAAUCUUCUGCAAAGCCAGAUAAAGAUGCAAGCAGUGGAGCAUCAAGGGAAGAAAGACUGCCCGACUCGACUGGAGAUGAUGAAACAGAGGAAAGCUACUGAAUUUAAGAUGGAGAAGACAAAUGUUGAGGAACCAACAGGAGCAUCACCUGCAAAACCUGAGAAAUUCACCACAAAUAUUAAAUGCAAACAGAAAAAGAAACAGAUUAAAUGCCAUCUGAAAAAAAAUAAAUAAAUACAAACCAGACCAGGUGUAUAACAAAUAAAAAUUUAUUUCUUUGUACACAAUGAGUAGAAAGCAGCCAGUAACUCGUUCAUUUUUAAAACGCCUUCCUUUCACAUUUUGUACAGAUUAAAAACACGAAAAAAAAAAACUAAGACAUUAAUUAUGAUGUUAAUAAUUAAAAAUAAAACUGCAUUGCACAUGAAAUUCAAAACAUAAAAAAACACAAUGCACAUAUUGCAGGGACACGUAAUAUAAAUGUAAUAUUUGUAUUCAGGUCAUUUGUCAUGGUGUGUAAUGGCGAUGCCACAGGUUCAGAGGUUAAACCAGUAAAUGCCCGGCUGUGUAGUUUAAUAUUUCAAACAAGCCUGCAAAGCCAGAGACGUAUUGGGGUCGUGACACAAAGGUCUGCUACAUACAAACAAAAAUAAUGAGUGUAUUUGUUAAUGAGGCAGAUGGCUAAAUAUAGCUCAGGCAGCCCUUAGCAAUGCUGUCAAAUCCACAAAACAUUUCCUUCUGUAAUUUAACACAUUUCACAAAUUCAGCACAUCUCAUUUUCUAAAAGUAGGGAGCAAUUAUGAGUUAAAAAGGUCAUAUUAAGGAAUAGUAGAUGUACAUAUAGGCUACCAGAAUGGAGAAUUAUUAUAUUUUGCAAAUGGUAUGCAUAUAGAAGAAUUUCCAUGUAUUACAUAAUGCUACAUGAUUUGCUACCAUGUUGAAGCUCUAUAUAUCAUAUUUUGCAAAAAUGUUUAAUAAAUCAUCUCCCUUUCUACAGGCUUAAAAGUCAUUUUCUUAAUCAGCAUUUUGUCUUGCUUUCUAU
Molecule: messenger RNA, 3806 nt
Organism: Cyprinus carpio (common carp)
Lineage: Eukaryota; Metazoa; Chordata; Actinopteri; Cypriniformes; Cyprinidae
Product: aryl-hydrocarbon-interacting protein-like 1
Exons: 7
Coding region: 424-2865 (813 amino acids)
Molecular function (GO): peptidyl-prolyl cis-trans isomerase activity; protein binding
Source: RefSeq, a predicted model, not a curated record